AUGUCUCCAACCACCUUGGAACACGCCUUCUCCAAGGACUCGUCGUCAACCGCCGUCAUCGUGCCCGGUAGCCCGGCCUUGACAGUCUCGUACAAGAAGCUUGCCGCCGAUGUGAAGGCUUUCCAGCAGCAACUCGCCAAAGUCGGCGUAUCCGCCGAGGCAGCUGUAUCCAUUGCGCUGCCCAACACAUACGAGUUCAUCGUAUCAUUUAUCGCUGCGUCGUGGCAGAGGGCCAUUGCUGCCCCUUUGAACCCAGCGUACAAGCAGUCCGAGUUCGAAUUCUACAUCGACGACCUGAGCUCGGCCAUCGCGCUGGUCCCCAAAGGCGCGUUUGCGCAAGACGCGGCAGCUGUCCGAGCAGCGAGGAAAUACAAUGCGGCCAUUGCCGAGUGCUACUACAAUGGCAAGGAGGUUGUCCUGGACGUCAAGGAGACUGGCAAACUCGCAGGUAAAACUGCGCCCGUCCUGACCGCCCAGCCUGAUGAUGUCGCGCUGGUCCUACACACCAGCGGUACCACUGGACGGCCCAAGGCUGUACCACUGACACAUCGCAACCUCCUGCGCACCAUGAAGAACAUCCAGGCUACCUACCAAUUAACGCCCGAGGACCGGACGAUGCUGGUUAUGCCUCUCUUCCACGUGCAUGGCCUUCUUGCCGGAUUCCUUGCCCCGUUGGCGUCUGGCGGCUCUGUCGUUGUGCCGCCCAAGUUUUCUGCUUCUGAGUUCUGGAAGGACUUCCAAGAGCACAAGGCAAAUUGGUACACCGCCGUUCCCACCAUUCACCAGAUCUUGUUGAAGAGCCCUCUUCCUAGCCCUCUGCCCAAGAUCCGCUUCAUUCGGUCGUGCUCUAGCCCGCUUUCCCCAAAGACGUUCCACGAACUUGAAAAGGCACUGAACGCACCUGUGCUUGAGGCUUACGCCAUGACUGAAGCCGCGCAUCAGAUGACUAGCAACCCCCUUCCACCAGGCCAGCGCAAGCCCGGUAGUGUGGGUAUUGGCCAGGGAGUAGAAAUCAAGAUUCUCGACGAUGCUGGCAACGAGGUAGCGCAGGGCAAGGAAGCAGAAAUCUGUAUCCGAGGCGAAAACGUUACCAAAGGCUACAUUAACAACCCUACUGCCAAUGCUUCGUCCUUCACCCAGAAUGGCUUCUUCCGCACAGGUGAUCAAGGCAAGCAAGACGCCGAGGGCUAUGUAUUCAUUACCGGCCGUAUCAAAGAGUUGAUCAACAAGGGGGGUGAGAAGAUUAGCCCUAUCGAACUCGAUAAUGUUAUCGCGCAGAACCCCGCCGUGUCGGAAGCUGUGAGCUUCGCAGUUGAAGAUGAAAUGUACGGCCAGGAUAUCGGCCUCGCAAUCGUGGUUAAAGAGGGCCAGUCGCUCACAGCAGGAGACCUGAAGGUGUGGCUGGCGGACCGUGUUGCCAAGUUCAAGCUGCCAAAGGAGAUUUUCUUCACGGACAUUAUGCCCAAGACCGCGACCGGCAAGAUACAACGACGUCUUGUCGCCGAAGCCAUGCUCAAGCAGAAACAGACCAAGGCUAAGCUGUAGUCGUUCUGCUGGCCAAUUCGGAGAAAUGUGUCCCUUUGGGGGAAUGUGUAUGCUAGAGUUGUUUUGCAUUGUGCCCCAAGGCAGAAAGUAUCUGUCUGUAUCAGGAUACCACAUCCCAUCGC
Exserohilum turcica Et28A is the source of this 1667-nucleotide messenger RNA. RefSeq lists its product as uncharacterized. The transcript is spliced from 3 exons. The record is from RefSeq and is a predicted model, not a curated record. Gene Ontology annotation, biological process: fatty acid metabolic process. The coding region runs from base 1 to 1545 and encodes 514 amino acids. Lineage: Eukaryota; Fungi; Ascomycota; Dothideomycetes; Pleosporales; Pleosporaceae. Gene Ontology annotation, molecular function: medium-chain fatty acid-CoA ligase activity.